This is a messenger RNA of Drosophila ananassae, 976 nucleotides long. RefSeq lists its product as uncharacterized. The transcript has 3 exons. The record is from RefSeq and is a predicted model, not a curated record. The coding region runs from base 85 to 912 and encodes 275 amino acids. Lineage: Eukaryota; Metazoa; Arthropoda; Insecta; Diptera; Drosophilidae.
AUCCAGCCCUGGUGCUAAUCAGCUGUUUGUCAGAAAACACCAUCGUCUUCUUGAUUUUGGAUUCUCCUAAAAUAAAUAUAAAAUAUGCAACGAUUUAUGAAAGUAUUUGGCCAACAGACGUGUAAAGUUAUUGGCAUGAUUCACGUUGAUGCACUGCCAGGAACUCCACGCUAUGGCGGAAACUGGAAGCAGACGAUUGAAAAGGCCAUCUUCGAGGCCAAUCUUUACAAGAAACAUCAACUGGACGCCGUGUUGAUUGAGAACAUGCACGAUAUUCCCUACGUACCGGAAAGGCAUUUGGGAGCAGAAAUAGUGGCUUGCAUGACGCGACUGGCACGAGAAGUACGAAGUGUUAUACCCAAGGAGACUCCGUGUGGCGUCCAGGUCCUGGCUUGCGGGAAUAAACAAGCAUUGGCUAUUGCCAAAGCCAGCCAACUGCAAUUUAUACGCUGUGAGGGAUUCGUUUUCGGUCACGUGGCGGAUGAAGGAUACACGGAUGCCUGUGCCGGGGAUUUGUUGCGGUAUCGGAAGCUUAUCGAUGCCGAGGAUGUCCUGGUUUUCACUGAUCUCAAGAAGAAGCACAGUUCACAUGCCAUAACCGCAGAUGUCAACCUGCUCGAGACAUCCCACGCUGCCGAGUUCUUUAUGACAGAUGGCAUUAUAAUCACGGGCACAGCCACUGGCCAUGCCGCCAGCCCCGAAGAUCUCCAACAGUUGUCCGGUAAAGUAAAGGUUCCUCUGCUAAUUGGUUCUGGAAUUACCAAGGAUAACAUUAAAAGUUACUAUAAAGAUGCCCAUGCCGUCAUAAUUGGUUCGCAUUUCAAGAAAAACGGAAACUGGCUUAAGGAGAUCAGUGACCAGGCUGUCGAAGACUUCAUGCGCGAGAUAUGUAAGCUGAGAAACUCCAGUUAAAUAAAUUGUUAAUGUUUUUAUUAGCGAUGAUGAUAAUGGAGUAAACGAUGAUUAUUUUAUACGA